Molecule: messenger RNA, 1985 nt
Organism: Styela clava
Lineage: Eukaryota; Metazoa; Chordata; Ascidiacea; Stolidobranchia; Styelidae
Product: sedoheptulokinase-like
Biological process (GO): cellular response to lipopolysaccharide; phosphorylation; glycerol metabolic process
Cellular component (GO): cytosol
Molecular function (GO): sedoheptulokinase activity
Source: RefSeq, a predicted model, not a curated record
UACGUCUUGUUUUCAGAUUUUACGAAAAAAACAUCAGCUGGUAAUAUCGAGCUUACUCAUCCAUCACGGAACUUUUAUUAUGACGUAAUUUGUAAAUAAACACACGUGCGUUUUGUGUUGGGGAGUUUGUUUUUUGCAAAGUUUGAGGCAAUGACUGAUGUUCUUGGGAUUGAUAUUGGCACCACAUCUGUGAAGGUUGUCGUGGUUUCAGAAGAUAAUGGAGAGCCAAAGAUUUUUGGUUCAAAGAAUCUGUGUCAUAAUGCAAAUCUAACAAGUUCUGACAAUGUAUCACAUUUUGAACAAAAUCCAACCAAGAUAUUGACAGCAUUAAAGGAAUGUUUGAGAUUGUUGAAAGAAGAAAUAGGGACAAGAAUAACUACAAUAAAUACAAUUUCAAUAUGUGGCCAAAUGCAUGGCUGUGUGCUGUGGAACAGUGACGAUCAGACCAAUGUUGAAAAUGAUGGAAUAUAUUAUCCUUGCUCUAAUUUAAUAACAUGGCAAGAUCAGAGGUGUGACUCGGAAUUCAUUUUAUCACUACCUGUUCCAGAAAAAUGUGUCCCUGUUUCUACAGGAUUUGGAUGUGCAACAAUGUUUUGGCUGCGGAAAAAUUCUCCUGAGAUUUUAUCAAAAUACAAUUGUGCUGGAACAAUAAUGGAUUAUGUUAUUGCAAGUUUAUGCAAACUCAGAAAACCAAUAAUGUCGACUCAAAAUGCAAUGAGUUGGGGUUAUUACAAUUUCAUUGAUAGGAAGUGGAAUUUAAAAUUAUUGAAGAAAAAUGACUUUCCUGUAAAUUUCUUACCAGACAUUGUAAAUCCAGGCAACAUUGUUGGAAAGUCACAAAUAGAUUGGUGUGAUAUACCGGCUGGUAUAGAUAUUACUGUUGGGCUUGGUGACAUGCAAUGUUCUGUGCUUUCCUGUGAUCCAGAUUCCUCUACUGGUGUUUUCAACCUUGGCACAGCAGCUCAACUUUCUACAAUACUGCCAAUCCAAUCGGGAAUUGAACAUUAUAGUUUAAAAUAUUCUGCAACCGUACCUUCAUCAUCUAUUUGUGUACCUUACUUUGGGGAAUUUUGCUUGUGGACUUCGGCAUCAUUAAAUGGUGGGGCAGUAUUUGAAAAAUUUGCAAGAAUGAUGCAUAGGUGGACAGUACAAUUUGUACCAUCACUUACUAUGAGUGAUAUAUAUGAAAAACUUAUUGACAUCGAUAGUGAUGCAGAGCCUGCAACAAGUAUGACAAUUAAUCCAACUAUAUAUGGUGAAAGACAUGAUCCAAAUAAACAAGCUUCUGCACAAUACAUUGGUCCAGAAGAUGACUCUAUUUCAACUGUUUCUAAUAAACUAGCAUUUGGCAUUAUAAGGAAUGUAUUUGACAUGUUUAACAGUGGUAUGGAAGAAAGACAUGUUAAAAUAAAAACGCUAUUGGCGCAUGGAACUGCUUUUGAAAAAAAUACUUUAUUCAGAAAAGCUUUGAAACAAAUUUCAGGUGUAGAAUGCAAGUUUGAUGUAAUAUUGGAUGGAGCUUAUGGUGUUACACGAUGCAAGAAAUACACUUGAUAUAGUACCUCUAACAUUAAUAAAGUAGUGUUUCCAAUAAUCGGUUGGGCAAUACCAUGAGCAAUGAAACUGGAUCAAAUACAAACAGAAUAUGAGGAGUAUGCACAUAAUGUGGUUUAAUUCAAUGGCAAUUUCAAUGUAAUUGGACAGGAUGUGAUAUCUACUCAAUGGACUGGGUAGUAGGUAGUAGUUUGAUUAGUAUGAGUUAUUGAAUGAUUGAUGUUCUAUUGAAUUUUUAAUAUAAACUGAUUUAUUUUCUGAUAAAGUACGGAUCAUGAAGAUACAUAUAUUUGAAACAUUUAAUGGACAAAACCAAUUUUAUUGUGUUUAUCGAGUCGGUCUGAAAAACUUGCUUCAUUUUCUUUCAUUUAUUAAUUGUUGCCAUUGAAUAUAUUGAUUUAUUCAUUCGCAAUGGGCUCAAUGGAACUGAA